This is a messenger RNA of Ochotona princeps (American pika), 3004 nucleotides long. Its product is annotated as zinc finger protein 181. The record is from RefSeq and is a predicted model, not a curated record. NCBI's taxonomy places the organism in Eukaryota, Metazoa, Chordata, Mammalia, Lagomorpha, Ochotonidae. The transcript has 5 exons. Gene Ontology annotation, biological process: regulation of DNA-templated transcription. The coding region runs from base 77 to 1789 and encodes 570 amino acids.
CUACCCGCCCUGGACUUCCAGCCUGCGGGCAUCGGGCCCGGACUCUGCUCACUUACAGAGGAUAAGAAGAGGUUGGAUGGUUUUGAUGACUGGAAAUUGCCAAGUAAUGCUUCAGGUGACAUUCAAUGAUGUGGCUGUAGACUUCUCUCAUGAAGAGUGGGCACGGCUAAACGCUGCGCAGAGAGACUUAUACAAGGAGGUGAUGGUCCAGAAUUAUGAGAACCUAGUCUCUCUAGGUCUUUCUGCAGCUAAGCCAUGUGUGAUCACUUUGCUGGAGGAUGGAAAAGAGCCUUGGAUGGUGGAGAAAAAACUGUCAAAAGAUUGGGAGUCAAAACGGAAAAGCCGGGACUUGUCAACAGAGAAGGAUGCUUAUCAUCAAGAUUCACCCCAAGCAAACAUGGAAAAACCUGUAAAGCAAAGCUGUGACUUUCCAAAUGUUAACAAGGACCGGGAACACAUGGAGGGGCUGGAGGGGAAGCUUGAAGGUCAAGAACAAUACAGAGCUGUGACUGUAACCUGCAGAGACAGCCCUAUGGGGGACAGGUUCUACAGAUAUGAUACAGGCAGAAGCACCUUCCAUAGGAACUCUGCUCUUUCUGAACCACACAGAAUUUCUCUGGAAGAAGAUACACUGAAGACAAGCUUAUCAAAAAUGUCAGUCAUAAAAAAUGAGAAAAUGAGUGGCAGAAAGAAAUUUCCAAAUUCUAAUGAAAGUGCGGCGGCCCGCAACCAGAGCAAACUGCUAAGCCUUCACCAGACUGUAUGUAACAGAGAGAAAAUCUACACGUGUGGAGAGUGUGGGAAAGCCUUUGGUAAACAGUCCAUCCUUAAUCGCCACUGGAGAGUUCACACGGGAGAGAAGCCCUAUGAGUGUCGCGAAUGCGGGAAGGCCUUUAGCCACGGCUCAUCCCUCACUCGACAUCGGAUAAGCCACAGUGGAGAGAAACCUUUCAAAUGUGCUGAAUGCGGGAAGGCCUUCAGUCAUGUCUCAUCACUCACUAACCAUCAAAGCACUCACACCGGAGAGAAGCCGUAUGAGUGUACGAACUGUGGCAAGUCUUUCAGCCGCGUCUCCCAUCUCAUUGAACAUCUGAGAAUUCAUACUCAAGAAAAACUCUAUGAAUGUCGAAUGUGUGGGAAGGCUUUCAUUCACAGAUCGUCUCUCAUUCAUCAUAAAAAGAUCCAUACCGGAGAGAAACCUUACGGAUGCCGUGAAUGUGGGAAAACUUUUUGCUGUAGCUCCCACCUCACUCGACAUCAAAGAAGCCACACGAUCGAGAAGCAUUAUGAAUGCAACAAGUGUCUGAAGACCUUCAGUAGCCUGCCGUUUCUUACUCAGCACCAGAGUAUUCACACCGAAGAAAGACCCUUUGAAUGUCAGAAAUGCAGAAAGUCCUUCAACCAGCCCGAAUCGCUAGAUAUGCAUUUGAGAAAUCACAUCAGAUUGAAACCUUAUGAGUGUAGUAUUUGUGGGAAAGCCUUCAGUCACAGGUCAUCCGUUCUUCAACAUCACAGAAUUCAUACUGGAGAGAAACCUUAUGAAUGUCUUAAAUGUGGGAAGACCUUUAGCUGUAGUUCCAACCUUACCGUACAUCAGAGAACUCAUACUGGUGAAAAGCCAUACAAGUGUAAUGAAUGUGGAAAAGCUUUUAGUAAAGGUUCGAAUCUCACCGCCCAUCAGAGAAUACAUAAUGGAGAUAAACGCAACCGUGCAGUAAAUAUGGAAAAGUCAUUAGACCAUCUGAAUCACUAUACGUGUGAGGGAUCACAUGGAAAUGAAAGUAUAUAGAGCAGUAUUUUUCAUAAUAAAUUUCAGCUGUAGAUCCUAAUUCAGCACCAUAUUUUUACUGGAGAAAGGUUUUAUGAAUGUAGUGAAUGUGGGGAUACCCUUAGCAAUGAUGCAAACUGUAUUGCCACUUCUAAUUCAUUUGUAGAGGAACUCGAAAGGCAAUACAUGGGAGAAACUCCUACUGAGCAUUAAUACCUUAAUGGGUGUAUGUAAAUGACACUAAGAAAAAAAUCCCAUAUCCAUAUAGCAGUGUGAGAAAGACUAGGUGAUAUGCGCCCACGACAGGAAAGAGGCUGCAUGAAUAUAGAAAAAUGGAAAUUGGAAAUCCUGCAUUUUAAGUGCUUUCCUCAUUCUACAUUAAAGAACUCAUACUUGGAAAAAAUUGAUGCGAGACAUGUUGCAAAGUAUUCAGCUUUAAGAGUUAUCUGACUAGACAUGAGAAGAUAAAUGGAAAACCUGAGGAAAGUAGGAAUUAUGUCUCAACCUUGUUUUACAGCUACACUGUAAUCCUAUAGGAGAGCAAGCAGGUUUAUUAUAAAUAUGCAUUCAAUAUAGCAGUAGCUUAAAUUUGACUCAUGUCCUAUAUAAAGGUUAGUUUUAGCUAAUGGUUAUAUGAACAUAUUUAGCCAUCCCAUAGUUCCAGUAAAUAUUACAAUGUUGAAAAUUAAAGCUGCAGAAGAAGCAAAAAUGGUGUUAAUUUUUGGUCUCGGUUGAGACUAUUUUAUAUAUAGUGAACUCUUUGUGACUUUUGAAAAACAGGUGACUACUUCUUGGAGAAUUAAUUUUUGCCUUAAAACCGUCUUUAGAGCAGGAGACCAGCACAUUUAGAGGAACUGACUCAAAAUGAUAUUGUUUUCAAAUUAUACCAUUUUGGUGAGGAUAACUCAGUGUCCGUAAACAGUGGACUCAGCUUGUAUGUUUUAAGAGGUUUGCACAGGCCAGAGUACAGUGUGUUCUCAGCUUCAGUGAGGUGUCAGCAUCUUGGGAAGGACUUGCCAAGUGGUGACUGCUGACCCACCCACCUGCAGAGUUUUUAUUUCACUUGGUCUGAGUUGAAGCCGCAAAUGUGUGUUGUCCAUCAGUUCUCAGGAAACACUAAUGUUCUCUGUCCAGAAAACACAUAUUGAUAACCAUGAUGAUAAUAAGACAAGUGUAGUUUUUCUGAAGGAGGCAGCAAGUGAUUUGAAGUAAUUUUUACAAGUCUGUGAGACCGUA